Molecule: messenger RNA, 943 nt
Organism: Nicotiana tabacum (common tobacco)
Lineage: Eukaryota; Viridiplantae; Streptophyta; Magnoliopsida; Solanales; Solanaceae
Source: RefSeq, a predicted model, not a curated record
CCUGUUCUUCUAUCUAAUUGCAGGGAAGACACAAUGCAUCAAUCAUUUCCGGAUCAACGAUAGCUGGUACCUUGUAGAUUUACCAGGCUACGGGUAUGCAGCUGCGCCACAUGAAGUACGGACAGAUUGGGCUAAGUUCACCAAAGAUUAUUUCCUAAACCGGCCAACCCUUGUCUCAGUCUUCCUCCUCAUAGAUGCUAGCAUCCCUGCAAAAAAGAUUGAUCUUGAGUAUGCAAGUUGGUUGGGACAGAAUCAGAUCCCAAUGACACUAGUUUUCACCAAGUGUGAUAAGCGGAAAAAGAAGAAAAAUGGAGGGAGAAGGCCUGAAGAGAACUUGCAGGAUUUUCUAAAGUUGAUACAGAAGUUCUUCCAAACUGUACCACCUUGGAUUAUGACGAGUAGUGUCACCAACCAAGGUCGAGACGAGAUACUGUUGCACAUGUCUCAGCUGCGAAACUAUUGGCUCAAGCAUUGAGUUGGGAACUAUUGGCUCAAGCAUUGAGUUGGCAGCAUAUGCUUAAUAGGUCCUGUGACUCUAAAUUUUGUCCAACAUCUCUACACUAACCAGUAUUGGCAACUAUUCACAGAAGAGAGUCAUAAGUGGAGGUUAAGCGCAAGGGCGUGCAGGUUGCCUUGGAACUUAGAAGCCUGAGUUACUGGAAUAAAGGGGACAAAAGAGCCUAGUGGUGGCUGCUUUAAUCAAUUCUUGUUAUUGUUAUGCCUUCUUACAACUAGUUAUCCUUCUCGCAUUCCUGGUCAGAGAGCCUGGCACUAGGGACACUCAAAAUGAGAAUGCCCAAGCAACAAGAUUGUCACUCUUUGUAUAUAGCUCUCUUUUUCUUUGACCCAUGUAAUGUAUGCUUUGCCAAUGAAAUGGACCAAUAGAAAUGCUGGCAAUAUUUAUUUCGUGACUUGCUAAUAAAUGUCUUUUGAUCUUUUUAUA